CCAUUCUAUUUCAGCCUUAUCACAUAUCAAAAUUUUAAAAAUUUUAGGUUUCCAAAAUUUGUAAAUUUUAUACCCCGAUUAGCUAGAUUUUUAUUCCCUAAGAUGCGGAUGCUUUGCGACAGACUCUCCGCCCUGACGGCUGGUGCCAUGGUCGGCGUUUGGUACGCCCAGAACUUCCCCUGCGAAAAUCCUACGGAUGGAGGCGACAAAGAUAAGGCCAAGGACAAGGCCAAAAGCACGGAUAAGGGAAAAGAGAAGGAGAAGGAUAAGGGGAAGGGGAAGGAUGGUGGCCAGGACAAGGGCAAGGAGAAAGGCAAGGAAUAGGGAUAAGAAAAUAGCUAAAAAGGGGUGGAAAAAUCACACCAUUUAGACGAUACAAUACGAUACGUAUGUGCAAGUCCUCUUAAACGAAUUUCUCCUCUAGUUAGUCCAAAACGUACUAGUAGACAUGAGCAAAACUCCAACGUCGACGAUGCAAUUGGCUUGAAAAGGAAAAGUUUGAAGUAAAUGGCCGCUGAUAACGCUUCCGAAAGAGCUAUGUUUAUAUGGUUUUAUUAUCACAUGCUCUGAAGCAGAUGUUAACGAUUUUGCAUUUAAAUAAUUAUACGAGAAUGCGUAUUGUAUCAUCUU
Molecule: messenger RNA, 630 nt
Organism: Drosophila melanogaster (fruit fly)
Lineage: Eukaryota; Metazoa; Arthropoda; Insecta; Diptera; Drosophilidae
Exons: 1
Coding region: 103-324 (73 amino acids)
Source: RefSeq, marked reviewed